Messenger RNA from Marmota flaviventris (yellow-bellied marmot), 1292 nucleotides. The record is from RefSeq and is a predicted model, not a curated record. NCBI's taxonomy places the organism in Eukaryota, Metazoa, Chordata, Mammalia, Rodentia, Sciuridae.
AUGACCUUUAGUCGUAAUAUAGACCUUAAAGUUCAUCAGAGAAUACAUACAGGUGAGAAACCCUAUCAAUGUGAAGAGUGUGGGAAGACCUUUGGUCGUGCUUCCUACCUGACUCAACAUGGAAAAAUUCACACUGGUGAGAAAUCCUAUGUGUGUCAUGAAUGUGGAAAGGCCUUUAGUAAAGGUGGAAAACUUAAAAUUCAUCAGAGAAUUCAUACUGGUGAGAAGCCCUAUGAAUGUAAGGCAUGUGGGAAGACCUUUAGUCAAGCUUCUCACCUUGUGCAACAUGACAGAAUUCAUACUGGUGAAAAACCCUAUGAAUGUCGUGAAUGUGGGAUGACCUUUAGUCGAAGUAUAGAUCUUAGAGUACAUCACAGAAUUCACACUGGUGAGAAACCCUGUAAAUGUAAAGAAUGUGGGAAGGCCUUUAGUUGUGCCUCAAAUCUUGUUCAACACGAGACAAUUCAUACAGGCAAGAAGCCCUAUGAAUGUGAAAAAUGUGGGAUGACAUUUAGUCGUAUCUAUCAACUCAUUCCACAUCAGAGAAUGCACACUGGUGUGAAACCCUAUGAAUGUAAUGAAUGUGGGAAGGCCUUCACUCGUGCCUCAGCACUUAUUCAACAUGAGAGAAUGCAUACUGGUGAGAAACCCUAUAAAUGUCAAGAAUGUGGGAAGGCCUUUAUUCAUGGUGGUAGCCUUAGGACACAUCAAAAAAUUCAUACUGGUGAAAAACCCUACGUCUGUAAAGAAUGUGGGAAGGCCUUUGGUCGUACCUCAGACCUUGUUAGACAUGAGAGAAUUCAUACUGGUGAGAAACCAUAUAAAUGUAAGGACUGUUGUAAGGCCUUUAGUCAUAUUGAAAGCCUUAGAAUGCAUCAUAAACUUCAUACUGGUGAGAAACCCUAUGAAUGUAAAGAGUGUGGAAAAGCUUUUAAGAGUGGCCAUCAACUUACUGUACAUCAGAGAAUUCAUACUGGUGAAAAACCCUAUGAAUGUAAGGAAUGUGGGAAGGCCUUUACUGUCUGUGGACGACUUACUCGACAUCAGAGUAUUCACAGUGAUAAGAAGCCUUUUGAAUGUAAUAAAUGUGGGAAAUCCUUUAGAUUUAGGUCAAGUCUUAAAGUACAUCAAAGAAUUCAUAACUAGAAAAAAACUUUAUGGAUGAAAGUUCUAUAGAAAUGCACAUAUAUGCAGUGGGCAGUGUGUAGUGUAUCAGUGUAUUCAUAACAAACAAUUUGAAAAGAAUGUGGCACAGGCCUGUAAUCCCAGGAGCUUGGGAGGCUGAGGCAGGA